CUCCGUGAACCGAGCGCACGGGUUCACAGCAUACAGCCGUCCUGCAGCGACGCAAACAUGUUUACAGAGGGAGCUCCGCUCUAGUGCUUUUAUGGGAAAGGAGUUUCGGGAUACAAGCGUCUCUUUCAGGAAGUUACGAGAGGUAACAUGGAGCCACGACCGGACCCACGAUUCUUCAGGACGGUCCUGCUUCUGCACAUCUGCUGGCUCUGGAGCGGUCAGGGUUUGUCCGUCCGCUUCACAAACCAGCAGCUGCUGUAUGUCAUCAAAGGCCACGACCUGAUACUGCAGGCACAGAUCGAGCUGCUGGAUGGAGAGCACGUCGUUAAAGUGACGUGGGACCACGUCGCAAAGACUUCUGGGACGAGCUCAACGCUGGCCGAGUUUCCUCGUAAAGCCUCCGAUGGGAGAGUGACUCUGGAACAGCAGGGAGCCACGCUUAAGAUGAGGGGUUAUCAAGCAGCGGACGCCGGCGUCUACACGGUCACAGUUACAGAGCGGUCAGGACAGAGGCGAUCUGCGCGGCGGACCGUUCAAGAGUAUCUGGCGGUGCAUCACGUGUCGGUGAUGGUGAACGUGUCUCACUCUGUUCUUCACUGCAUGGAGGCGUGGGGGACUGAGCCCAGCUUCACUUGGCUGCACGAGAAGGCGGCUGUAACGGAGAAAGUGGGUCGUGUUUCGGCAGAUGGGACGUCUCUGGACGUCUCCGGCACCUUCUGUGGACACUUCACCUGCGUGGUGAGCAACAAACUGGGACACAGUUCAGCCACGUACACCGCAGAGGCGUGUGAAAGCUCAAGCAGGAGCACCACUGCUGUCGUUGUGUUUCUGCUGCUGAUACUGACACUCAUGGCUGCAUCUCUGGCCUUUAUAUUAUGGAGGAGACGCAGGCACGGAUAUAACAGAAGAGAGAGACUGAGAGAGUCGUAUGAAGAGCCUCUGUGAGCCGAUCGCCGCAAGCUUUCUUCAUGUUUUAUACACUUUUUGUAUGAUAUCUGAAUUCCUGUGCAUAUUUAUUCAGCCAAGUUAGACUAGCGUCGUUUAGUUAAUGCAGUCCUUUUUAAAUACUUGAUUCUGAUUGGUCGUGACAUUCUCGCUGUCCUAAAUCAAUAAAUUAACUCUCGACUAA
Messenger RNA from Puntigrus tetrazona (Sumatra barb), 1129 nucleotides. RefSeq lists its product as uncharacterized. Lineage: Eukaryota; Metazoa; Chordata; Actinopteri; Cypriniformes; Cyprinidae. The record is from RefSeq and is a predicted model, not a curated record. The coding region runs from base 148 to 945 and encodes 265 amino acids. The transcript is spliced from 6 exons.